GUCGGGUCCCCAGAGCCGGCCUGUGACCAUGGAGGCCAGAGCGCUCUGGCUGCUGGCGGUGCUCCUGGCCUGGGGCUCCUCCAGCCUGGCUGACGAGUAUGUGGGCCUGUCGGAGAACAUGUGUGCGGUGCCGGCCCAGAACAGGGUGGACUGCGGCUACCCCGAUAUCAGCUCAGAGCAGUGCGUCAACAGGGGCUGCUGCUUCGACUCUAGCGUCCCCGAGGUGCCUUGGUGCUUCAAGCCUCUGCAAGACACAGAAUGCACAUUUUGAAGCGACGCGCACCGGCCCGGCCACCCUGGAACGUGACCUUCCAGGCUCCGGGCACCUUGCCUGCGUCCUCUGCC
Messenger RNA from Hyaena hyaena (striped hyena), 345 nucleotides. RefSeq names its product trefoil factor 3 (gene TFF3). The record is from RefSeq and is a predicted model, not a curated record. NCBI's taxonomy places the organism in Eukaryota, Metazoa, Chordata, Mammalia, Carnivora, Hyaenidae. The transcript has 3 exons. The coding region runs from base 29 to 271 and encodes 80 amino acids. Gene Ontology annotation, biological process: maintenance of gastrointestinal epithelium.